GAGGAAAGAUCCAUUUUGUGUAGAAACAAGUGAUUUCCAGAGGAAAGCCUCAAUGACAGAACUGUCUGCACACUUACCCCAGUUUCAGCAUGGGCAGCUGACAGAAAACUUCCCUGAUAACCACCUCAGCAACACCGUGUUACUGACUUUUUAGCUUCAGAAUUUUCACUUUUAACUAUGUCUGAGGAAAGUGAAGAGUCUGUUCCUUUGCUUCCACUUCAGCAAGAGUCCAUGGCCUCUGCUCUCUUUAAUACUGAUCAGAAUGACAACAGUGAAAGACGGCGCCAUGAUAACAGUGAGCGCAGAAGAAAUGACAAUCCUGGGUCUGAAACCAACGGGCAGCCACAGAACAACAUUCAGCAAGUGGUGGAAGAUGAAGAAGAAGAUGAGGAGCUGACACUAAAAUAUGGGGCAAAACAUGUGAUUAUGUUGUUUGUACCUGUCACACUUUGCAUGGUGGUCGUUGUUGCAACCAUCAAGUCUGUCAGCUUUUACACACGCAAGGAUGGACAGCUCAUCUACACUCCCUUCACAGAAGAGACAGAGACAAUUGGACAACGGGCUCUGAAUUCAAUUCUCAAUGCUGCUAUCAUGAUCAGUGUCAUCAUUGUCAUGACCAUACUCCUGGUUGUACUUUACAAAUACAGGUGCUACAAGGUGAUCCAUGGUUGGCUUAUCAUUUCUUCUCUUUUGCUGCUCUUCUUUUUUUCAUUCAUCUACCUGGGUGAGGUUUUUAAGACGUAUAAUGUUGCCAUGGACUACAUUACGGUGGCGCUCAUGAUCUGGAACUUUGGUGUUGUGGGAAUGAUCUGUAUUCAUUGGAAGGGCCCACUCCGGCUCCAGCAGGCAUAUCUCAUUAUGAUAAGCGCUCUCAUGGCGUUGGUGUUCAUUAAGUAUCUUCCUGAAUGGACUGCAUGGCUUAUCCUGGCUGUCAUUUCAGUGUAUGAUUUGGUUGCUGUCUUAUGUCCUAAAGGUCCUCUUCGUAUGCUAGUUGAAACAGCUCAAGAGAGAAAUGAAACGCUCUUUCCAGCACUUAUUUACUCCUCAACAAUGGUAUGGCUAGUGAACAUGGCUGAGGAAGAUCCAGAAGCCCAAAGGAAAGCUUCUAAGAACUCCGCCUAUGAUAAACAAGCAAACCAGACUCAGAAUGAAGAUGCUGAACCAGAUGAUGGUGGCUUUAGUCAAGAAUGGCAGCAACAGAGAGACAAUAGAAUAGGACCCAUUGAAUCAACGCCUGAAUCACGAGCUGCUGUUCAGGCUUUACCCAGUAACUCUCAAACCAGUGAAGACCCUGAAGAAAGAGGAGUAAAACUUGGUUUAGGAGACUUCAUUUUCUACAGUGUCCUGGUUGGCAAAGCCUCAGCAACAGCAAGUGGGGACUGGAAUACAACUUUAGCAUGUUUUGUAGCCAUAUUAAUUGGUCUGUGCCUUACACUUCUGCUUCUUGCCAUCUUUAAGAAGGCCUUACCAGCUCUUCCAAUCUCCAUAACUUUUGGGCUAGUUUUUUACUUUGCUACAGAUAACUUGGUGCAGCCCUUUAUGGACCAGCUAGCAUUCCAUCAGUUUUAUAUCUAGCACACUUGAUGCUCACAUUCUAUGGAUAUUUGUAUUUGUAGCAAAUCUGGGAGGAGGAAAUAUUUUUUCCCUCAGUUCUCAAGUGAAUCUGAAGCUUAAUACUCAAGAUUCCAAGCCUGAAUCAUUACAGCUUCCUCCAUUUUUUUUUUCUGAGACAACCGUUGCACUGGGCACCAUAUGAAUUUUCCUGUUCGAAAGUGGUUUCUUCCUGAUGGCUGGUCUAAAUUGUGUGCUGUUACAUCAGAGGUAAUCUGAUACACAUAUCUCUGGUAAGGACCGCCUGUGUGAAAAUUGCUAAUGCUUCCACCAGCAAUGUGAUCCCUUAGCACAGGUUAUUUUGAAGCAUUAAGGGUGCUCAGGAUUUCCUUCAUGUUGACGGAGGAAGCUGACAAAUGAAAUGGAACUUGUCCCUGUAAGCCAUUUGAAGAGAGAGAACCCGAUUCAAACUUCUCCAACGGUGAUUCUUUUGACAGCUGAAUACGACUGUGCUUUGUGUAAGGAAAAAGGACUUUGUAGCAAUUCAACAAAGGGAGAAAGUACUGUCACUCUUACAGAGUGCUGCACCACUUCAUAGCCUCUGUGCCUGAGUGUGCUUGGUUUAGUCAGUUUAAAAGCUUUUUUUUUUCCACACUGGAACUAGAACCUCUUCUGAAUUUUAAUACUUGGUAUUUUCAAGCAUGGAGUGCAGCUUCUGUGCACCUAUUCCAGUUUAUGUAGCUACUUAGACUUGGACUGAAUUACAUGGCAUAAGGGAUCAUGAAGUCCCAAUUCGGACCUAAGAUUCUAAAAGGUUGGUAAACUACACUAAAAGGCAGUUUUAGGACUUACUGUUUGUGCUCUUGCAAAUGGUUUUGUUAGAACACCACUUCAAACGCUGCAUUUGAGAACAGCCACUAACAGCAUAGACUGCAUUAUUACUAUAUUCAUUUUGUUGAAGUUUUCAUGAAAUAAGUAGACAUUCACAACAGUCCCAGACGGAUUUUAGCCUGCCAGAUCUAGAGGCCGAAGUACUAUUAGUAGCACUUGUAAUAUUUCAUUGAAAUUUUUCUCUUCAAAAAUUUGCUUUUCAGUUUUGUUGACCUGAAGUGUUGGUCUUUCAACCAUCUAAGACCCAGGUUGGGCAGUUUUUUGUUUUUUUUUUUUUGGUAUGGCUACUGAAGUUAGGUGAGAUAUUACUAAUGUUACAAAGGAAAAAGAUCUGUGGCCUGCUUCAAUUUAAUUACCUCUCCUGUGAGGAACAGAAGACUGGAGAAAUGAAAGAAACUCAAAAUCACUGAAAAGAAGAAACAAGAUCUUGAACUUCUUUCUUACAAGAUAAAGAAUUGAUUCUAACCCUCAAACUGCUAAACUCUAUUUUGUUCUUCAUCUGAAAGAACUUAUUUAUGCAUAAUUGCUUGGAAAUGAGAUAUGUAUGAGAUUACAUUGUUUUUGCUGUAGGCUCUUAACUCUGUACAAGUGUUUUCUGAGGGAAGCAUAGGGAGUGGAUACUCUUGAUGGGCAUUCCAUUUUACUUGCAUCUUGGUACUGGAGUCCUUGCCGAGUAGGACAACUGUCAAAAUCCCGACACAAACUCUUUUUCCCCUUUUUUCUGUGCCUAUAGAUUCAAAGGACUGAGACACCGCAGAUGCUCACCAACCAUUGCCCAUGUAAGGGAAGAAAGACUGUGAUGUAUAAAUCUGUUUUAAAACCAAGAAAGGUUUGCUUUCUUCGAUUGUCCUUGACAAAAACAUCUGUCUCUUUCAGUAUGAGUUGCUAACUGUAAUGUUAGCACUUAUGUUUGCAUAAAAUAUAUUGUCUUCUCCUCUAAAGUACUUUUAUUCAUCUCAUUUGUGUGCUUAUUCAUCAUGGAUAGCAUUAAUAAAGUAACCAUAUCAAAAUUCCUUACACUGACUUUUCAAAGCAAACUUGCUUGUGUUUUCUAGCUUAAAUCACCAUUCCAUGUUCUGCUGAAAUGAAGCCUGACUUAAAACAGGCUUUUUUUUUUCCACUUACUGAAACUCUGAGGUUUUUUAUACUAUUGUAAUUUGUUCCUUUCCUGAGCAUUUUAUCUAAGAAAAUUUCCCUUGUAUGUUUUACUGGGGAUCCUAACUAAUUUUAUUGUAUAGAAUAGGUUUGCUAAGAGUCAAUGCCACUAGCAUCUGCGUAUCUGAGACAAGUCUCAGUUAAGAGUUGUUGAAAUGCAGCAGUUGUCUUCAUUGUUUGUUUUUAUGGCUUAAAUAUGUACCAUUGGAGUAUUGACUCUAGUAAGAGUUGCUUUAGAAUCCACAGAAGUAUGCAAAGGCCUUCCCACAUACUUGAAUGGGAGAUAGAUGUACAACCCAAGGAAGAGCUCAGACUCUUCAAACGCUAAAUUACAGUCUUCCUCUCCCUAGGACUGUUUUCCUAUCCUGAAGGUUUAAUUUCUGAGGUAGUGUGACAUUACAGUGCUGGAGACUAGAAAAUGUCUUUUUCAGAAACUGUUGUUCAAGUUUAUGCAUUUGAAUUUCAAACUGAAAAGGGAAAUCUGCUUUUCAAGCCAAGGCCAGUGUAUGUUACAGUACACUGCUUAUUAGCAAGUCUUAUGUACACCAUCAAAAACGGUUGACAUUUUUGUCCUCUUAUGCUGAGUCCUGGUACCUUGUGUUCCAAAUGAGAUCUUGCAACUAACGAUCAUCUCAAGUACUUGGGUCCAUAAGGUGCAGUUAAGAAAAGUGAUUGCAUUUGGAUUGUUUCUACAUAAGCGUGAAGGUUGUACAACUUCUCUCUCCUUUGUCUUAAAACACCAAUCUAAUUUGAGGUUGUGAACCAUUUCAACUUGGUUAGCUAGGUUUAAAUGAAAGAGUUCCAAUAUAUGUAGUCUGCAUUUUUUGAGAGUUGUUCGCUAUUAUUAAAUUAGUAUGUUGAUGACAGCACAUUAGGCUGUAGCCCUCAGUGAACUAUUGCGUAGCCCCAGUGGCUAGAUUCAUCUCUUGUGCCCCAGGUAGACUAACUGGUAACUGUUGUGUGACUUCUUUCAGUAGUCAUACUUUGAAACUUGGUAUCUUGAUAGCUUUCUCUCCCCUUUCAGCUUAAAUUAAUGAUUAGUCUCCUUUAGCUGCGCUUCUGCAAAUAAUAAAAAAAAACACAUAGUACUGAGUUACAGAUUUGACGAAAAAAAACAAACAAUCACUUUCAUUUCUCCUUUUUUAGUGUUGAGGAUUUAAUACAGGAAAAAAAACAAGAGAUCCCCAGAAACUGUUCCUGGUAGCAAAGGUGUAUGACACUGUCAUAUCUAUGUAUGGCUAUUAAGGUGGCACUCAAAUUCAAGUGUGAUCAAUGUGAGGUGAGUCUUGAAGGUACGCACUUGUAUAUUGCAACACAUUCAGAAAAUUUCUGACUAGGCAGAUAAUUUUUCCUAUGAACCAAAUAUUCAAGGGCUGUGCUCCACUAAAAAUGGCUGAUCUCCUCAAGGUACAAAGCAGACUCUGGCUUUUUCAGGCAUAGGAGACUGGUGCUUCUUGGACAUAUAGAUAUGUACCUGUACUUAUAUAUACUGUAUGCACUCUGGACCUUUAGAUAACAACUGUUCUGCCAUUACUGCAGUGAAGAAUUAAGUAUUCUGGAGUAUAUUUUGGGUGGAUGGAACUGUAUGAAGACACUUCUCAAAAUGCUUUAUUUAAAAAAGAGUAUUACUUUUGGCAGUGAUGCUAUUGGAAAUGAGUAUAAAAGACUGUGGAACAUGUCUGCACUGUGAUUGCAUCUCAGUGGUAACGUAGUCAUUGGGAGCGCUGAAACAUGAACUAGAAUGGAAUUCUUUUACACUCAAAGCAUUUGCAGUUUUCAUUUUUACAAACACUGGUUUGUACAUAAUCUGAAUUGAAUGUGAAUGUUUUUUAAACACCUUUCCGGUUCUUGAUAAGAUACAUUUUUGAUAGAUUAUUGCAAAAUUUCCUGUAUUUGUCUAAUUAUUAAAAUAAAAAUUGCAUGGAUCUUGA
Molecule: messenger RNA, 5528 nt
Organism: Oxyura jamaicensis (ruddy duck)
Lineage: Eukaryota; Metazoa; Chordata; Aves; Anseriformes; Anatidae
Gene: PSEN1
Product: presenilin 1
Exons: 11
Coding region: 178-1575 (465 amino acids)
Biological process (GO): amyloid precursor protein catabolic process; protein processing; calcium ion transport
Cellular component (GO): mitochondrial inner membrane; nucleus; cell cortex
Molecular function (GO): aspartic endopeptidase activity, intramembrane cleaving; beta-catenin binding; cadherin binding
Source: RefSeq, a predicted model, not a curated record